Molecule: messenger RNA, 7266 nt
Organism: Lepus europaeus (European hare)
Lineage: Eukaryota; Metazoa; Chordata; Mammalia; Lagomorpha; Leporidae
Gene: SPTA1
Product: spectrin alpha, erythrocytic 1
Exons: 52
Coding region: 1-7266 (2421 amino acids)
Biological process (GO): actin cytoskeleton organization
Cellular component (GO): cortical actin cytoskeleton; cell projection; cell junction
Molecular function (GO): calcium ion binding; actin filament binding
Source: RefSeq, a predicted model, not a curated record
AUGGAGCACUUUCCAAAGGAAACUGCUAUUGAGAGCAGUGGGCCAAAGGUUUUGGAGACAGCUGAAGAAAUCCAGGGGAGGCGCCAGGAAGUGUUGAGUAGAUACCGGAAGUUCAAGGAACUGGUUGCUGAGAGGGGUCAGAAGCUUGAAGAGUCCUAUCACUACCAAGUUUUCAGGCGAGAUGCAGAUGACUUGGAGAAGUGGAUCUUGGAGAAACUCAAGAUUGCCGAGGAUAAAAGCUAUGAAGACCCAACUAAUAUACAGGGGAAAUAUCAGAAGCACGAAUCCUUUGUAGCAGAGGUGCAAGCAAAAUCAAGGGUUAUUUCUGAUCUUGAAGAAAUCAGGGAAGCCCGAUUUGCUGAAGGUCACUUUGCCCAUGAGACCAUCAAGUCCCAUCUGGAGCACCUGCGCCUGCUGUGGGAUCUACUGUUGGAGCUGACCCAGGAGAAGGGUUUCUUCUUGCUGCGGGAACUGAAGCUCCAGAAGUACUUACAGGAGUGUGCUGACAUCUUGGAGUGGAUCACAGACAAGGAAGCUAUAGUGACAUCAGUGGAGCUGGGUGAGGACUGGGAGCGUACAGAAGUUCUGCAUAAGAAGUUUGAAGAGUUCCAAGUGGAUCUGGCAGCUCGAAAGGGGAGAGUAGAUGGAGUCAACCAAUAUGCAAAUGAAUGUGCUGAGGAGAACCAUCCUAAGCUACCCUUGAUUAAGUCAAAGCAGGAUGAGGUGAACGCUGCCUGGGAGCGACUCCAUGGCCUGGCUCUCCAGAGACAGAAAACCUUGUCCAAUGCUGCAGACCUCCAACGAUUCAAAAGGGAUGUGACUGAAGCUGUGCAGUGGAUCAAGGAGAAAGAGCCUCUACUCACUUCUGAGGACUAUGGCAAAGAUCUCAUCACCUCUGAGGCACUGUUUCAUAGUCACAAGGGACUUGAGAGGAACCUUGCAGUCAUGGAGGACAAGGUGAAGGAGUUAUGUGCCAAAGCAGACAAACUGAAGAUUUCCCACCCUUCAGAUGCACCUCAGAUACAGCAGAUGAAAGAGGAUCUGGUCUCCAACUGGGAGCACAUCCGGGCCUUGGCUACUAACAGAUAUGCAAAGCUGCAGGCUUCCUUUUGGUAUCAGCGGUUCUUAUCUGACUAUGAUGAGCUCUCGGGCUGGAUAGAGGAGAAGACCACGCUGAUCAAUGCUGAUGAGCUGCCAACAGAUGUGGCUGGUGGGGAAGCCCUACUGGACAGGCAUCAACAACACAAGCAUGAGAUUGACUCUUAUCAUGAGCGAUUCCAAUCUGCCGCUGAGACGGGUAAAGCUCUCCUGGAUGCCAGUCACAAAGCCUCCGAUGAAGUUCAGGAAAAGAUGGAAACACUUGACAACAACUGGGCUGCCCUGCGGGAACUGUGGGAACAGCGACGGCAUCAGUAUGAACAGUGCUUGAACUUGCACCUCUUCUACCGGGACAGUGAGCAAGUGGACAGUUGGAUGAGCAGACAAGAGGCCUUUCUGGAAAAUGAGGACCUGGGAAACUCUCUAGGCAGUGUAGAAGCCCUUCUUCAGAAGCACGAUGACUUUGAGGAAGCCUUUAUUGCUCAGGAAGAGAAGAUCACAACCUUAGACAAGACUGCAACCAAACUGAUUGACGAUAGUCAUUAUGAUUCGAAUAACAUCGCUGCUAUCCGUGAUGGGCUGUUGGCCCGGCGGGAUGCCCUUCGUGACAGGGCUGCCACUCGACGCGGAUUGCUGAAGGAUUCUUUGCUGCUGCAACAACUGUAUCAAGAUUCAGAUGACCUGAAGAACUGGAUCAACAAGAAAAAGAAGUUAACAGAUGACGAAGAUUACAAGGAUGUGCAGAACUUGAAGAGCCGGGUUCAAAAGCAGCAAGUCUUUGAGGAGGAAUUGGCCGCUAACGAGAUCAUGCUCAAUAACAUACAGAAAACUGGCCAGGAGAUGAUUGAGAACCAUCACUAUGCCUCUGACAAUGUGGCUACUCGUUUGAAUGAAGUUACCAGCCUCUGGAAGGAGCUGCUGGAUGCUACAGCACUGAAAGGGACACAGUUGCACGAAGCUAACAAGCAGCUGCAAUUUGAAAACAAUGCAGAAGAUUUGACCCGCUGGCUGGAGGAUGUGGAGGGACAAGCUACCUCUGAGGAUUAUGGGAAAGCCUUGACAGAUGUACAGAAUCUCCUCAGGAAACAUGGCCUCCUGGAGUCAGCAGUGGCUGCUCGUCAGGAUCAAGUGGACACUCUGACAGAUCUGGCUGCAUACUUUGAAGAAAUAGGCCAUCCUGAUUCUGGGGACAUACGGGCAAGGCAAGAAUCCUUGGUGUCUCGGUUUGAAGGCCUGAAAGAGCCACUGGCCACCCGCAAGAAGAAGCUCAUUGACCUGCUCCGUCUGCAGCAGAUCUACAGAGACACAGAGGAUGAAGAGGCCUGGAUCCAAGAGACCGAGCCCUCAGCAGCUUCCACCUACCUAGGCAAGGACCUGAUUUCCACCAAGAACCUUCUAAACAGGCACCAAGUCAUCCUGGCAGACAUCGAAAGCCACCAGCCACGCAUUCAAUUGAUAACAGAGAGGGGAAACAAAAUGAUUGAGGAAGACCAUUUUGCUGCAGAAGAUGUGGCUUCUAGGGUGGAGAGUUUGAACAGGAAUAUGGAGUCGCUCUGUGCUCGAGCUGCCAGGCGGCAGAAUGAUCUUGAGGCCAAUGUCCAGUUCCAGCAGUACCUGGCUGACCUGCAUGAGGCUGAAGCAUGGAUUAGUGAGAAGGAGCCCAUUGUAGACAACACCAACUACGGGGCUGAUGAAGAAGCAGCCGGGGCUCUUCUGAAGAGACAUGAGGCCUUUCUAGUGGAUCUCAAUGCAUUUGGGAACAGCAUGCAAGCUCUACGGGAUCAGGCAGAAGCAUGCCAGCAACAACAAGCUGCACCAGUAGAGGGAGCUGCUCGAGAAGAGAGGGUUGUGGCUUUGUAUGACUUCCAGGCCCGAAGCACCAGAGAAGUUACCAUGAAGAAAGAUGAUGUCUUAACUCUGCUCAGCUCCAUCAACAAGGACUGGUGGAAGGUUGAAGCUGAUGACCACCAGGGCUUCGUCCCAGCUGUCUAUGUCAGGAAACUGGCCCAUGAUGAGUUCCCAACACUUCCACGGCGACGAAGAGAAGAACCGGUCAACAUCGCUCAACGCCAGCAGCAGAUUGAGGAUCAAUACCACUCCCUCCUGGAUCGGGCAGAAGAACGCAGGCGUCGUCUGUUACAACGGUACAAUGAGUAUAUGCUGGCCUAUGAGGCAGGAGACAUGCUGGACUGGAUCCAAGAGAAAAAGGCAGAGAACACCGGUGUGGAACUAGAUGAUGUGUGGGAGCUGCAGAAAAAGUUUGAUGAGUUCCAAAAGGAUUUGAAGACCAAUGAGCCUCGCCUAAGGAAUAUCAACAGGGUUGCUGAUGAUCUGUUAUUUGAAGACCUACUAACACCAGAAGGAGCUCAAAUCCGGCAGGAAUUGAAUGCUCGCUGGGGUUCCUUGCAGAAGCUUGCAGAUGAACAGCGCCAACUGCUGGGCAGUGCCCAUGCUGUCCAGAUGUUUCACAGAGACGCAGAUGACACAAAGGAGCAGAUUGAGAAGAAGUGUCAGACUCUCACUGCUGCUGAGCCUGGCUCAGACCUGUUCAGUGUUCAAGCCCUUCAGCGGCAGCAUGAGGGCUUUGAGAGAGACAUCAUACCCCUGGGGGAAAAGGUAGUCAUCCUGGGGGAGACAGCACAGCGGCUCUGCGAAUCCCACCCUGAUGCCACUGAGGAUCUGCAGAGACAGCGGACAGAGCUGAAUGAGGCCUGGGACAACCUGCAGGGGCUAACAGAGGACCGCAAGGAGAGCCUGAAUGAGGCCCAGAAAUUCUACAUGUUCCUCAACAAGGCCAGGGACCUUCAGAAUUGGAUCUUGGCCAUUAGUGCCAUGGUCUCAUCACAGGAACUGGCCGAGGACUUAACUGGCACAGAGUUCUUGCUUGAGCGACACCAGGAGCAUCAUGCUGAAAUGGAGGAAGAGGCCCCCACAUUUCAGGCUUUAGAAGAUUUUGGUGCAGAACUUAUAGACAGUGGGCAUCGUGCUAGCCCUGAUAUUGAAGAAAAACUUAAAGCUGUCCGACUGGAGAGAGACGAUUUGGAGAAGGCCUGGGAACAACGUAAGAAGAUCCUAGACCAAUGCCUGGAGUUGCAGUUGUUCCAUGGGGACUGUGAUAAGGUUGAGAGCUGGAUGGUGGCACGUGAGAAUAUCCUGAAGUCAGAAGACUUGAGUUCCUUAGAGAGUCUGGAGGCGUUGAUGAAGAAGCGUGAUGAUUUGGACAAAACAAUUGCUGCCCAGGAAGAAAAGAUCACUCAGCUAGAACAUUUUGCUGGGAGACUCAUAGCUGAUGAUCACUAUGCCAAGGGAGAGAUCGCUGCACGGCUGCAACAAUUGCUUGACAGAUGGAAGGCUCUCAAAGAUCAGCUGAUUGCUGAGCGGACAAAACUUGGAGACUAUGCUGAUCUGAAACAAUUCUAUCAUGAUCUUGAAGAGCUGAAAGAAUGGAUCAGUGAGAUGAUGCCCAUUGCCUGCGAUGAAUCCUACAAAGACCCCACCAACAUUCAGAGGAAAUACCUAAAACACCAGACCUUUGAAAACGAGGUUAAUGGACGAGCCGAGCAAGUAGAAGGGGUCAUUAACCUGGGAAACUCCCUGAUUGAACGGAGGGCAUGUGAUGGCAAUGAAGAGACCGUGAAGGAACAACUGGAUGACCUGGAGAAGCAAUGGGACCUCUUGCUCGAGAGGACACUGGACAAAGGGCAGAAGCUGGAUGAGGCUAGUCGCCAACAGAGGUUCAACACAGGCAUCCGGGACUUUGAGUUCUGGCUCUCAGAGGCAGAGACAUUGCUUGCCAUGAAAGAUCAAGCCAGGGACCUGGCUUCAGCUGGAAAUCUUCUCAAGAAGCAUCAGCUACUGGAAACAGAGAUGUUGGCUCGAGAGGAUGCACUCAAGGACCUGAAUAAUUUGGCUCAAGAUCUGCUGUCCAGUGGGACUUUCAAUGUUGAACAGAUUGUGGAGAAAAUGAAAAGUGUCAAUGAGCGCUUUGGUGAUGUCCAGAUCUUGGCAGCUGCACACCAUGAGAAACUGAAAGAAACAUAUGCCUUGUUCCAGUUCUUCCAGGACCUAGAUGAUGAGGAAUCUUGGAUAGAAGAGAAGUUAGUACGAGUGAGCUCCCAGGACUAUGGAAGAGAUCUACAAGGCGUUCAGAACUUACUGAAGAGGCACAAACGCUUAGAGGGGGAGCUGGUGGCACAUGAGACUGCCAUCCAGAAUGUGCUGGAUAUGGCAGAGGAACUGGCAGACAAGGCUGCUGUGGGGCAAGAGGAGAUCCAGGAGCGGCUGGCUCAGUUUGUUCGACACUGGGAGGAGCUCCAAGAAUUGGCCAAGGCUCGAGGACUUCGUUUGCAGGAGUCGCUAGAAUACUUGCAAUUCAUGGAGAAUGCUGAAGAAGAGGAAGCUUGGAUCAGUGAAAAGGAAGCUAUGGUUGCCCGAGGGGAUUCUGGGGACACAUUGGCUGCUACUCAGAGCUUGUUAAAGAAACAUGAAACUUUGGAUAACGACUUUGCUGUCCAUGAGACACGAGUGCAAAAUGUGUGUGCACAAGGAGAAGAUAUCCUGAGUAAGGUGCUACAGGAGGAAAGUCAGAAUAAGGAGAAGAUUUCUGCCAAGAUAGUGGCUCUGAAUGAAAAGACCCCUUCUCUGGCCAAGGCAAUAGCUACUUGGAAGCUGCAACUGGAAGAUGAUUAUGCUUUUCAACACUUUAACUGGAAAGCUGAUGUGGUAGAAUCUUGGAUAGCUGAGAAGGAAACAAGCCUGAAGACCAAUGGCAAUGGUACAGACCUCUCUGCCUUCCUCACUCUCCUUGCGAAGCAGGACACACUGGAUGCCAGUCUACAGAGCUUCCAGCAAGAGAGACUUUCUGAGAUCACUGACCUGAAGGACCAACUGGUGUCUGCUGAACACAGCCAGAGCAAAGCCAUUGAGGAGCGCCAUGCUGCUCUGCUGAGGCGCUGGGAACAAUUGCUGGAAGCGUCUGCUGCCCACAGGCAGAGAUUACUGGAGAAACAGCUGCCUCUACAGAAGGCUGAAGAGCUAUUUAUGGAAUUUGCACACAAGGCUUCAGCUUUUAACAACUGGUGUGAGAAUGCUGAGGAGGAUCUGUCAGAACCUGUGCACUGUGUCUCUUUGAAUGAAAUUCGACAGCUGAAGAAGGAUCACGAGGAUUUCUUGGCCUCUUUAGCUGGAGCUCAAGCAGAAUUCAAUCAUCUGGUGGAACUGGACCAGCAAAUUAAGGCUUUAAAUGUGCCUACUAGCCCUUAUACCUGGCUUACAGUGGAGGUGCUGGAAAAGAUCUGGAAGCACCUUCCUGACAUCAUCAAGGAACGGGAGCAGGAGUUGCAAAAGGAAGAAGAAAGACAGGUCAAGAAUUUUGAGAUGUGCCAAGAGUUUGAACAGAAUGCCAGUGCCUUUCUUCAGUGGAUCCUGGAGACCAGAGCUUAUUUUCUGGAUGGAUCUUUGCUAAAAGACACAGGAACUCUGGAAUCCCAGUUGGAAGCAAAUAAGAGGAAACAGAAAGAGAUUCAGGCAAUGAAGCGUCAGCUGACAAAGAUUGAGGAUCUAGGGGACAAUUUGGAAGAGGCGCUAAUCCUUGACAUCAAAUAUAGCACCAUUGGACUGGCACAGCAGUGGGACCAACUGCACCAGCUUGGGAUGCGGAUGCAACACAACCUGGAACAACAGAUCCAAGCCAAAGACACCAUAGGUGUGAGUGAGGAGACAUUGAAGGAGUUUAGUACAACCUAUAAACACUUUGAUGAGAAUUUGACAGGAAGAUUAACUCACAAAGAAUUCCGGUCCUGCCUGAGAGGACUCAAUUACUACUUACCCAUGGUGGAAGAGGAUGAACCUGAGCCCAAGUUUGAGAAGUUCCUGGAUGCUGUGGAUCCAGGGAGGAAGGGAUACGUGUCACUGGAAGACUAUACAUCAUUCCUGAUUGACAAGGAAUCAGAGAACAUAAAGUCCAGUGAUGAAAUAGAGAACUCUUUCCACGCCCUGGCAGAAGGCAAAGCCUACAUUACCAAAGAUGACAUGAAGCAGGCCCUAACUCCAGAACAAGUGUCAUUUUGUACCAUACAUAUGCAGCAAUAUAUGGACCCACAGGGUCGAAGCCAUCCUGCUGGUUAUGACUAUGUUGGCUUCACCAAUUCCUACUUCGGCAACUCAUAA